AUGAAGGCGCUGACUUGGCAGAGUAAGCAUCCUCUCGCGCUCAAGGACGUGCCAGGGCCUACGGCCACCGAGGCACGUGUUGUCAUCAUCAAGAUCACCGCCACAAUGAUUUGUGGCUCGGAUCUGCAUCUCUGCGGUGGCAACAUCUUGCAGCUGAAAAAGGAGUGCAUGGGUGUCUUCAAUGAUGCAGGGCAAGCAGUGAAAUUCAGCAUCUCCUGUGGCGAGUGCAAAUUCUGCAAGAUGAAUCUCAACAGCGUGUGCGAAAGGACGAACAGCAGCAACGGAAUGGACAAGCUCUAUGAUCACACGCUCAAGGUUCCUGAUGGCCUACUCGACGAGAGGGCCUUUAUGUUGACCGAUAUCAGCUGCACAUCCUACCACUCUAGGGCUGAGAAUGCGGCAAUAUGGGGUGCGGGACCGAUUGGACAGCAUUUCGUGCAGUGGCUUCAGGUCUUUGGCGCAAAGGGGAUCAUUCUCAUUGACAACGUCCAGACGCACCUCGACUACGCCAAAUGCACAUUAAACGACGUUGCAACACACGCGGGCAAGGCGCAGAUCAAGACGCUCAACUUUAACAGCAAGGCGGACUGCCCCCGAGGUCAGUUCCUGACCAAGAAGCUGUACGAGCUGGAGCCGCUCGGGAUCAAUGUCAGAUUUGACGAGGCCGGCUUUCGAUACGAGAGGAGCAUCGCGCACACGGCCAUACGCGCCGUCGCGCUCAAGACAGACACGCCCGAGACGCGAAAUGAAUGCAUUCAGGCAAUACCAAAAUUUGUACGCAUCAGCACCGCCGCGGACUGUGCCGGCCUUGGUAAUGGCUUUAACAUCGGUGGGCUGAUGGAGAAGUGCCUGAACGGCUUUAGUAAUUGCCACGCACCCGUUCAGCUCUACGCCACGGAGGUACUGGAAAAGUACAUUAAUUUCAGCAUCGACAUGUUCCCCAAGCUGUAUGUUGCCUUCAACGAGAAGAGAUUCGACGAGGAGCACAAGCCGAUCCUCAAGUGA
Molecule: messenger RNA, 1005 nt
Organism: Tilletiaria anomala UBC 951
Lineage: Eukaryota; Fungi; Basidiomycota; Exobasidiomycetes; Georgefischeriales; Tilletiariaceae
Product: GroES-like protein
Exons: 6
Coding region: 1-1005 (334 amino acids)
Source: RefSeq, a predicted model, not a curated record